GCAAGGCUGGAAGGCCUCCAACCAUUCUACCAUCUACAUCUCUUUCACAUGUCUUCGCAACAGAAAGCUCUUGUUCUUCCCAAAAAGCAGGGCAGCUUUGAGCUUAGCUCCCGCAGCAUCCCCAGUCCUGGGGCCGGGCAGCUCCUAGUCAAAAUUCAAUCUGCAGCUCUGAAUCCAGUCGACUACAAGAUCAAGGACGCAGGUAUAUUCGUGACUCAUUACCCUGCCGUUCUGGGAACGGAUAUUGCUGGGAUUGUCGAAGAAGUAGGGGAAGGUGUCGAGAAUUUCGGCAAAGGCGAUAGAGUAUUAGCGCACGGCAAGUUCACCAAUGACUUUGCUGCAUUUCAGCAGUAUACCUUGACCGAUGCAAGCUUUACAGCAAAGAUUCCUGCAAGCGAAUCCUUCGAUAGCGCAGCUACUGUUCCUCUUGGAUUAGAUACUGCACUGGUGGGCUUGUACGGAGAUCAAUUGGGAGCUGGGAUAACACCUCCUUGGACGAAAAGCGCCGACGGUCACAAAUCAAAGACGCCUAUUGUCAUCCUCGGGGGUUCUUCCUCUGUGGGGUCAUACACUAUCCAACUCGCUCGUCUGUCAGGAUUUUAUCCUAUCAUCACUACAGCCUCUCCGAGCAAUGAAGAGCUUGUCAAGGAUUCCGGCGCAACUCAUUUCUUUGAUCGCAAUCUUUCUGGAACACAACUGCUGGCGGCUAUAAGCGAAGUUACGGACGGCCCUGUCAAACUUGUUUAUGACGCCAUCUCGUUGCCAGAAACACAGUCUGUAGCAUGGGAAUUACUUGCAGAUAACGGCACCCUCGUCUUAACCCUUCCUGCAUCAGUCAAGGAAAAUGAAGGCAAGGGGCGCAGGGUGAUUCAAACCUUCGCAAGCCCACAUGCCGCUCAAAAUGAGGAGCUGUGCAGCAGCUCCUGGGCUAUGGUCGAACAAUGGCUUUCGGACGGUACUAUAAAGCCGAACAAGUAUGAAGUCCUCCCGAACGGACUAGAAGGUAUUAUUGGAGGACUGGAAAGGAUGAAACUGGGACAGGUGUCUGGCACGAAGUUGGUUGCUCACCCUCAGCAAACACAGUAAAUGCAGGGUUGUUCCGCAUCCUACAUACGAAACUAGCGUUGGUCUUUGUCCGACUUAACACGUGUUUACCGGUAUACCUACUCAUAUAGCAGAGCGCGUACAUACACACGUAGGCCUUUAUAUAGGGCCAUGUCCGACAUAGGGCUUACGACAAUAAAUUGAUUUUUUUCAAAUA
Molecule: messenger RNA, 1261 nt
Organism: Suillus plorans
Lineage: Eukaryota; Fungi; Basidiomycota; Agaricomycetes; Boletales; Suillaceae
Product: chaperonin 10-like protein
Exons: 5
Coding region: 49-1086 (345 amino acids)
Molecular function (GO): oxidoreductase activity, acting on NAD(P)H
Source: RefSeq, a predicted model, not a curated record